Messenger RNA from Numida meleagris (helmeted guineafowl), 3886 nucleotides. RefSeq names its product secreted frizzled-related protein 5-like. Gene Ontology annotation, molecular function: Wnt-protein binding. The transcript is spliced from 4 exons. NCBI's taxonomy places the organism in Eukaryota, Metazoa, Chordata, Aves, Galliformes, Numididae. The coding region runs from base 1813 to 2739 and encodes 308 amino acids. Gene Ontology annotation, biological process: canonical Wnt signaling pathway; non-canonical Wnt signaling pathway; negative regulation of canonical Wnt signaling pathway. The record is from RefSeq and is a predicted model, not a curated record.
AAUGUGAACAGUAACAGAGAUUGAGGAACUGUUACAUUGGGACAAAUACUAAUGGCAGGCCACUGAAAAGAGAGAAAAAUAGGGUAAUUUAGAAACUUCCAACCAAGUCAGGGGGGCAGGACAGUCAAACGUAUAUACCCGAAGAGCUCUACAACAGCACACACCUCGCACCUGAGCUGCAGGAGAUGGGUAUUUUUACAGCAGCUGUUCCUCAGUGUUUGGAUCCUGGGGUCAAGCCCCUAAUUUUCUUGCAGAUCACCACAAUGGACAAAGGAGUGAACAAACACGGGCAUAUCACUGUGUUUUACCACUUCAAAGGUUACGUGUGGAUCACAGUCUGGAACUGCUGUUUUACAGGAAGGGAGGCCAGAAGUCUUUACAGGGGGAAACAGGGAUGGUCCAGGUUUCAGGCUCCCUUGCUCUCCAGAGGAGCAGGCAGCACCUAGCAAACAACCAAACCCCUUUUGGGGAAACCUAGCACACUGCUCUGCUGUGAAACUCAAACAGCAAGGAAAAAAAUUCUUGACUUAUUCCCAUUCAUUCCUUUGAAUGAAUGGGGGAGAAGAACAGCCAUCAGAGCAGGGCAGGCUUAAGUGAACAUCGCUGCGAUGGGCUGGAUUAGAUGAUCUUAAAUGUCUUUUCCAAUCUUAAUGAUUCUGUAAGUGCUUCCAGACACAAAGUCCUGCUCUCUAAACUGCAGCCCUGCAGGUGUGUGCUGAGGACACAUCACAUCCCAGCUGCAGCAGCAAUCCCUCAAAGGGGGAAAGAAAAAAUAAAAGUUAAUUACUUCCACGACCUUAAAUCAACCCUAUCAGCUCCGACUGUCAAUAAGCAGUUGGCCUCUAAGUGCAUACCAGAACUGGCCCUGUAGAAAACGCAAUGCUCCUGGGAAGCCCCGGGGACACAAUGCAGCCGGCUGUAUCCCUCUGAGGACACAAUUUCCGCCACCAGCAGAACAGCGUCCUCGUAACAGAGGGGGCUUUGGGGCCAGAGCUUCCGCUGUCCCGAGCGUCAUGGCCUCGCACCGGGUCAGAGCCAACCGUACCCGCUGGCAAGCGACGGUCCCAGGAUCUCCAGUUCCUCAAACUGGGCUCAAAUAAUGACGGCUUCUGGAAUCUUAAUUACGUGCUGGAGGAAGGACAAUCCCUCUCUUCAGUGGUGGUAAUGGGAUUUUGUAACGAGGUAGAAAUUGCGUUAGCAGGAAGCGCUUUCCGCCAGGCAGGUUGCAAGGUGAGGGGCUUUCCAGCUAGGUGCUGGCAAUCCGCAGUGCAAACAGCCUUCCUCCCCAGCUGAAAAUUGGUUCCUGUGCCACCGCUCUCCCAACAGUUAACUUGGGGCUGUGAGACCAUCCUAUCUCUCUGCCCGCUCAACAAUGGGUCCAGCUAAACAAAUGCCUCCUAAUUGACUUUGAGCAACACUUGAUUGCUUUCAGAAAAAAAAAAAACAAAAAAAACAAAAGAGAGGAAAACAUUGGGGUUUAUGAAAUAAUGACUAAUCCUGGAGCAAGAGAAAGGGGCUGGGUUGGAGCGCUGGUGUCAAACAGAGAGCCCCAAGACACAGGGCCAAGGCAUUCACCCCUCCCCAGCCGCCCUCAUUUCCACACCUGCUGAUCUAAGCCAAACCCCUGCUAAAAUCCAAACAAUCGGGGCCGCUGGCAAAUGAAAAUUGGAGCAUUGUCUUCCCCAAGAGGGCUCUGAAAGGGCCGCACUUAAUGAGGAUGGAUUGCCACGGAGGUGGCUCGCGGGCUAUAAAAGGCGUUCUGCAGGCUGGAGCAGCUCAGUCCGGGUGCGCUGCGAGCCCGCUCCGAGCACCAUGAGGGCUGUGAGCACGGAGAAGGGCUCCCGCAGGCGGGGAGCCCCGUGGCUGCCAGGCCUGCUGCUGCGCCUGCUGCUGUGGGGCUGCCCUGGGGGGCGGGCCAGCUACCUGCGGCGGUCCUCCAGCUGCACGGCCAUCCCGCGCAGCAUGGCCCUGUGCUACGACAUCGGUUACUCGGAGAUGAGGAUCCCCAACCUGCUGGAACACGAGACCAUGCCGGAGGUGAUCCAGCAGUCCUCUAGCUGGCUGCCCUUGCUGGCCAGGGAGUGCCAUCCUGACGCCCGGAUUUUCCUCUGCUCCCUCUUCGCGCCCAUCUGCUUGGACAGGCUCAUCUACCCCUGCCGCAGCCUGUGCGAGGCCGUCAAGAGGAGCUGCGCGCCAGUCAUGGCUUGUUACGGCUAUCCCUGGCCUGAAAUCCUCAACUGCAACAAGUUCCCUGCAGACCACGAGCUGUGCAUCGCUGCUGUCUCCACAGAUGAAAGUUCCUCCAGCAGGAGAACAGUGCCUCGAGCCAGCUGCAAGGACUGCGAACUGGAAGAGGCCAGCACGGCCAGGGAGAUCCUGGACAGCCUCUGUGCCAACGAUUUCACAGUGAAAAUCCGAAUCCUCAGGAAGAACACGACCACAACCGUCUCCGACUUCGACCUGGACCCCUCCAGGGUGGAGGUGCUGAAGCACGGCCCGCUCCUCAGAACCGAAAUCCCCGGCAGGCUGCAGCAGUGGCUGGACAUAGACGCUACCUGCGCCCACAACAUCAUGAGAGGCACUCACGCGGGGGUCUUCGUCAUCAGUGGAGAAGUGCAGAGCGACAAAGUGGUGGUGAACAAGGCCUACGCCUGGCAGAAGAAGAACAGGAACCUGCACCAGGCGGUGCGGAGAUGGAAACAUCACCGCUGCCCCGAACAGGCCGGCAGGAAGGUCUGAGAUCUCCGUCCUAACACUAAGAAACAGCUCCCUUCCCUACGGCUAGAAAACUCCUUUCCCUGGCAGCUGGCAUUUCGGAGAUGUACAGUCAGUAUUUUUAGGUGAAUCAGCGCAGUCAUAGUCAGCAGUAGGGCCUCGCUACAGAUCCCUGAGAUCACUAAAACCCUUUUCCUGAGACAGAGCUUAGGGAUACAGAUUUAACAUAUUCCUCUGGCAAGGUCCUGCAAAUCCAGGACUUACGGUGGAUGGCUUUGUGUAGCAUCAGUGACUUGAAAUCCGCAGGCGAGCACAGGCUGGAAGAGACCUUUAAUAACAUGGGCAUCUGCACAGGUGAAAGGAAACAACCUUUCUCGAGCAGGAAAGGCACACAGCAGACAGCUGAGGAUUUCUGCAUAACUGGGAAUGACUGUUGUUUAACGUUAGGAAUUCAGUUUGGGUCAGAAAUUUCUGAUAACUGUGGAACUACUGAAGAUAUCCCCAGAGCCCUGAGAGAGGUGGCAACGACCUUGUGAAUUCCCUGCAGGUCACUCUCACCCAGACGCUGACCGCACUUACUCUCAGAGGCAAAUACAGCCACAGCUCUACACUAGCAGAAAGCAGCAAAUCCCCAAGUGAGAAAACAAGUCGGAUUUCUACUGUCUAACAAAGCACUGUCCAUGGAAAGUUUUCUACACUGGAUUAAACGUGAGAAUGAAAUAAAAAUGACAGAAGAAAAAUUAAAAAAAAAAACCCACACCGCUUUGGGGAUAAAUCCAUUCUUCCCUGUGUGCAAAGCCUGCAGCCUCAGUUGUGGAGAGAGCCGCCAGCUUUGAUGGAGACACAUUGCCUCCCUGCGCUCAUAAAGCACACCAACAACCCAGCCAAGAUUGUCUCUUCAGAUUUAAUGUGGGCUGAGACUAGCACUCACAGCACUCGCACUGCAAUUCAGCCGCGCUCCGACAUUUGCGCAGCGAUUCCUUCUAUUUCCCCGAGGCUCAGAAGAAAAACACAGUGAGAUUUCCUAUUUUUAUUCCUCCCCGCUGCCUCGUCUCGCAAACUGCCGCCCGACCCGCAGGGCCUGCUGCCAGGUGGUCCCCGCGAUGGCAGCAUCCUCUGAACAGACUGCGUUUUGAAAACACAACAAGUAAAAGCUCUGAAGGUUGAAAAA